AGUCAAUCCUCGAAAGCCGCAGCUGCUCGCUGCUGUGCGAGCUGAUUCCCGGCUUUGCGGACGUGGCCCCUGCCAAGGUGCGGCGUUCUCGCCGUGCCGUCAAAUUGGGCGGCAGUGUCGGCUGCAUGCACCGCUCUUCGCGGCAGUCGCGCCCGCAGCUCGCCGUGCUUGCGCCGACAAGGCCCGCACAGCAGGUGGAGGUCGUGCCUCUGCUUCUCCUCUCACCGCUGCAAGCAGGCCCCUCGCGAGCCAUCCACAAAGCCGGGCUCAAGUGUGCGCCAAGCCGCCAGUAGAGCAGUCAUGGCGAAUCUCCGUGCACGCAAGGGCGCAAGCGCAGCCAAGGGCAAGCAGCCCGCCGCUACAGAGGCGCAGGAACCGCCGGAUGCCGCGCUCAGCACGCCGCUCUGGCUGCUCAAGCACACGCAGGGCAUCGUCACGGCCGCCACGACGGUCGGCGUGCUGUGUCUGCGGGACACACAUGCGCUGUACUACGUCGCGGGUGCGCUGGGCACUGGAUGGACAGCCAAGCUGCUCAAGAAGGUCAUCAAGGAGCCGCGGCCCGAGGGCUCAAGCAUCACAAAGACGCACGGCAUGCCGUCGACACACAGCUCGUGCGUGUGUGCUGCGCCUGUGACUGCAAGCCGCGGCUGACCCCGUCUCAGCACCAUGACGUUCAUGUGCCUGUACCUGUGCAUGGCGAUGCCCAGCAACCUUGCGCCUCUCGUGCCCCUCGUUGCUGCCACGCCGCCCGUCGUCAUGUGGUCGCGCGUGCGCUUGGGCCUGCACACGCCGGC
Molecule: messenger RNA, 794 nt
Organism: Tilletiopsis washingtonensis
Lineage: Eukaryota; Fungi; Basidiomycota; Exobasidiomycetes; Entylomatales
Exons: 2
Coding region: 301-651 (116 amino acids)
Source: RefSeq, a predicted model, not a curated record